This is a messenger RNA of Penicillium waksmanii, 1266 nucleotides long. Its product is annotated as BAG family molecular chaperone regulator. NCBI's taxonomy places the organism in Eukaryota, Fungi, Ascomycota, Eurotiomycetes, Eurotiales, Aspergillaceae. The record is from RefSeq and is a predicted model, not a curated record. The transcript has 2 exons. Bases 1 to 1266 code for a protein of 421 amino acids. Gene Ontology annotation, molecular function: protein-folding chaperone binding.
AUGACUUCACCACUUGCUGGUCCCGCCAUCUUUCAGAGAUCCAUGACUCUCCUGCCUUCUCCCCUCGCUCAAUCCACCUUGGGCGAGAAGUGCGCUGUCUACCUGGACCACGUCACCGACAACAUCCCCGAGUUCCUGCACUCCCUCCGCCCCCGACUGGAUCCGUAUCUGACUUACCUGUCACCCACGCCCUUUCGCUCCGUCGCGCAAGCCCUCCCAUUCGACGCCGACGAACAAACAACCGCUAUCUGUGCGGCUAUCCUUAUCUGCAUACUCACCAUUGUCGGAAUGAGCUGGGGUAACCCCCUUUCUGGCUUCUGGCGCCGUUCGCCAAACUACGCUACCGCCCCGCAGGUCAGCGACGAGGAUUUUAGUUAUAUCACACCGGAUUAUAUUGUCGACCCACCGGCACACGGUGGUCAAUAUGCAGGAAGUGCUGCCGACAACGAGCCAGAUAUCAUUCGUCUCCGACACCGCGGUACCAUCUACCCUCUACACUUCCCCGCAUUCGCUAUCGACGAUGGUGUGUUGACAGUCGCUGCGCUUCGACAGGCGGCCGCGGCGAAAGUGGGCGCCAACAACCCGAACCGUGUUCGAUUACUGUACAAAGGGAAUCUGUUGAAAGAUGACUCGCGACCAUGCAAGGCAGAGGGCCUCAAACAGCACUCAGAGGUUCUGUGCGUGGUGUCAGAGGUCGACGCCAACACCCCAAGUGACCACUCAGACCGUGACAGUGGCCAGUUGAGCGAUUCCAGGGUCCGUCCUGAUUCAUCGGCAUCUCGCAUCGGCGGAGACGAAGACGGGGACUCAGGCUCGGCCUCCAAGUCCCGCAAAAAGUCUAAGAGCAAGAACAAGAAGAAGAACAAGGGAAAGAAGACGACCGAGGGCAACCCUCCCCGCGAUGAUUUCCUAGCGCCUCCCUCUUCGGUCCCGUCGCGUCCCACCUCAUCGGGCGGCUCAGCGUAUAUGCCACCUCCGUCGCCUAACAUUAAGGAACUGGGUGCAUUGGAGCAGGUAUCUGCACUGCUUGGAUACCUCCAGCAAGAGAUUGUACCACUAUGUGAUGAGUAUGUGGCGGACCCGCCCACGGACCCGAAGAAGCGGGAGUUUGAGCACAAGAAGCUCAGCGAGACGAUCCUGGCGCAGAUUAUGCUCAAGGCAGACGGAAUCGUGCCGGAUGGCGACGUGACGAUUCGCAACGCGCGCAAGGCUUUGAUCAAAGAAGCGCAGGCAAACUUGGACCGGCUGGACCAGGUCGGGAAAUAG